This is a messenger RNA of Archocentrus centrarchus (flier cichlid), 2499 nucleotides long. RefSeq names its product hyaluronan and proteoglycan link protein 3 (gene hapln3). The transcript has 5 exons. Gene Ontology annotation, cellular component: synapse; perineuronal net. NCBI's taxonomy places the organism in Eukaryota, Metazoa, Chordata, Actinopteri, Cichliformes, Cichlidae. The record is from RefSeq and is a predicted model, not a curated record. Gene Ontology annotation, molecular function: hyaluronic acid binding. The coding region runs from base 117 to 1238 and encodes 373 amino acids. Gene Ontology annotation, biological process: skeletal system development; positive regulation of neuroblast proliferation; glial cell differentiation.
CUCAGCGCGUGACGUUAGAGCGCGCUCCUCCUGGCUCUGGUGAGCAGUGGCAGCGGAGGAUGAGGAGUAGGUGAAGCGACAAGCUGGGCGGACAGCUGCUUUUCUGUGGCACAGCCAUGCUCAGUCUACUGCGCCCCCUUCAGGCCGCCUGCAUAUACCUGCUGCUGCUGCUGCUACCGGGCGGUCAGGGCAGGAUUGCCGGCUACACAAACGGCUUUCACUACCAGGACAUCAGCAACGGAAAUGGAAAUGGAGAGAUCUAUUUUAAUGGGAUUCGUCUCCACGUGGAAUCCCCUCAGGCUUCAGUGUCGGCCACUAGGGGGAGCACUGCCACCCUUCCCUGUCACUACCACUAUGAGCCUGAACUGACCACACCACGCAAGACUCGCGUGAAAUGGUCCUGGUUGCCAGCUAACACCGUCACUACACAUGUUUCCCCUGAAGCCUUCCUCAAGGAGACUGAGGUUAUGGUUGCCAUGGGCAACCGCCAUCGCAGCUACGGCAGCUUCCGCGGGCGCGUGCGACUGCGACGCUCAGCACCAGGGGACUUGUCUCUGGUCAUCAACGAGUUACAGCUCAACGACACAGGAAGAUAUCGCUGCGAGGUGAUUGAUGGCCUGGAGGAUGAGAGUGUGACAGUGGAUCUGGAGCUGCGGGGUGUGGUGUUUCCUUACCACUCUCAGAAAGGACGCUACCAUUUUAACUUCUUCGGAGCCCAACAAGCAUGCCAGGAUCAAGAGGCUACUUUGGCUACAUUUGAGCAGCUCUUCACAGCAUGGGAGGAGGGUUUAGACUGGUGUAAUGCUGGCUGGUUGGCUGAUGGCACAGUACAGUAUCCAAUCACAGCCCCACGUGAUGGCUGCGGGGGUGAGAACUUAGCUGCUGGUCUACGCAGCUAUGGACAACGAGAUCGCAUCCUUCACCGAUACGAUGCUUUCUGCUUCGCAGCAUCUGUCAAGGGGACUGUUUAUUUCUUAGAGCACCUGACCAAGCUCAACUUCACUGAAGCGAUCGAGGCUUGUGCCAGUGAUGGAGGUCAGAUUGCCAAAGUGGGCCAGCUGUACGCUGCAUGGAGGCUGAUGGGAUUGGACCGUUGUGUUGCAGGCUGGUUGGCUGAUGGAAGUGUCCGUUAUCCUGUCACAAAAGCCCGGAGCAACUGUGGUCCAUCACAGCCAGGUGUGCGUAGUUUUGGGUUCCCCUCUCCGCACCUGAAAUUCGGCGUCUACUGUUAUCGGUAGAUGCUCUGACUCAACGUGGGACAAAACAAACCAUACUAACAAUGAAGCAGUUUAAAGCUCUGCUUGAGAAGUUAGCAUUAGGUGUAGCCUGGAUGCAAAUUAGCAGUUAGCCGGUUUGUUCCUUUCUGAGCUAUUUUAAAGUGAUGACAUUGGAUUAAUUUCUCUCCAUCUCCAAUAGACCAAUGACACAGUAAUCAACUUAAACAUGAAGCAACUUUUGAACCAUCCAUCAUACCAGCAUGUCAUUGUUAAACAUAGAAAUCCAAAAUGAUGGGCAUUAUUAUGCUGCUUUAAGAACAUUCACUCUUCCAAAAGCUUUAAACCAGACCUGUCACCAUCCUUUGUACAGGCACUUGCUCCCAUUUGUUAAACAACAGAGAGCCACAGAUGUUUGGUGACAUGUCUUUGCUCAGACUUGGGGUUCCAGUUCAUCUCAAAGGUGUUAGUUGGGUUAUCACUGUCCCGAGGCUCACCCAUCAAGUGUCCAAGGCUGGGAGGUUGGGUAAAACAAGUCCAUGUGUACACGUAUGAUUAGAGUUAGAGGCACCAUUUAUUUGGCCUGUGGACACUAACCUUAACCAUAAACUCAGCCUGACACCAAACAACAUGAAAGUACAUAGACAACUAAAUACAGUGUAUGUCACAACAGCAAAAUCCUGCAGUAAAAGGCACCAGGCCAUCAUUUAUUCCUGGAAUUAAGUUAUUUGUGCUGUCGAUUUCCAUCGUUGAUCAUUUAACUUUAGGCUCUUUGCCGCUGUUUUGAAAUUUGUUUUUUUGAUUUUGAAGCCCCACCAACACUGAUUAUGAUUCACAUAUGAUUCACUUCAAGCUCAGGGAAGGUGUUUAGACUCAGAACAGUCCUGUUCCAGUUCAGUUUAUAUGACCACUUUCCAAUUGUAGCUCUACUUUUUCAGCCAAAUCAUUUUAGAGUUUCCACCAAAACAAUUAAAAAAUCUUGACAUUUGAAGGAGUGGAGAUUUUUUUUCUUUUUUUUCCUCUCAGAUCUGUUCAGUUGGGCCACAGUGUUUUUGUCUCAUGCUGGCUGUUUGCACCACAGGCUCCUUGUGUCUUUCCAAUGUGAAAUAUACUGCAUAUUUCAUUUUACACAAAUAUAAUGUGUUUCUUUUUAUUUUUAAGGGCUGAUUAAGAAUAGUGUUCUCUGAUGGAGGAGGAAGUUGUGAUUCUCAGUAUCGGCAUAAUAUUUAAACUUCCAAUGUACCUUUUUAGUUUUUCAUUAUGUCUGUGCAUUUGUACUAUUUUC